Molecule: messenger RNA, 2258 nt
Organism: Botrytis cinerea B05.10
Lineage: Eukaryota; Fungi; Ascomycota; Leotiomycetes; Helotiales; Sclerotiniaceae
Exons: 2
Coding region: 43-2166 (707 amino acids)
Source: RefSeq, a predicted model, not a curated record
AAAUUGCGAAAAAAGAAUUGUUUCACUUUGAGCAUUGUUGAUAUGUCUAUAUCGUCGACUUCUGGAUCACUACAGUCACAUCUCUCAUCUUUUAAGGAGAAACUUCUGUCGCUUUCUCCAAUUUGUCCAAGAUGUCAGGAGUUUCUGGAUCUAUGCGACUUUAAGCAAAUUGUGCCUUUGAGUCAUUCCGAAAGUCUUAAGCUGUCAACUUCUCGUGUUGUGGAAAAUUGCUUUUUAUGUUCACAAUUUUUGGGUCUAUACUUGGCUGAACCUGCGCAACAAGCCGAGUAUAUUGAAGCUCUGAGACUCAAUCCUCAACUUGUUUUUGAUGGUUUUCAGCAAUGGUCAUUUUGUUAUAACAUCAAUUCCCACAGUAUUGCUAGAAUAUUUCCCCCGUAUCAUCAUACUGAAGAGGAAAUAAGAAAUAGAAGCGAUAGCAUAUCAUCAGAGCUGCAAAUGCUCGGAGUGUAUUCGCAAAAAGAUCUCGCUGGCUUCGAGAGUUUUAUCCCAGUAGCUUCUUUCACGGGAUCUGAUGAGAGUCUGAAUUUUUCAAAACAAUGGUUACAAAACUGUAAUGAAAACCAUGUUUCCUGCUCACGCACAGCUACCACGUACCCAAAUUUCCUUCCUACUCGCCUCAUUGAUAUCGGAAUAGAAAAGUCGGUGAUCGCUCCACGGCUUUGUUUAAGAAAAGACAUUCCGUCAAAUGCAGUCUACUUCACUUUAAGUCAUUGUUGGGGGAAAGCCGUGCCAAAAAUUACUCUUCUUCAAUCAAAUAUCGAGUUUAUGCUUCGUGAGAUAAGCUUUUCACACCUUUCAAAUACCUUCCAGGAUGCAUUAUGGCUAGUCCAGAAAUUAGGAGGACGAUAUAUCUGGAUUGAUUCGUUAUGCAUUGUUCAAGAUUCUGAGACUGAUUGGUUGGUAGAGUCCGCCAGUAUGUGUGAUGUUUACUCGAAUGGUUACUGCAAUAUCUGUGCCACAGCUGCAAAAGAUGGCAGUGAAGGGUUGUUCCGUGAUAGAAAGCCGUUACAGGUUCAGCAAGGUUGGUUCCAAACAGCUAGCGAUGAGGAUGAUCAUUGUGUCUUUGACGCAUAUUCAUGGGCAAAAGAGGUGGAAAAUAGCGUGUUAACCUCUAGGGCUUGGGUCUGCCAAGAACGCCUAUUAUCUAGACGAAAUCUUCACUUUGGAUCUAAGCAAUUGUUUUGGGAAUGUCGAGAUCAUGAGGCUUCUGAAACAUUUCCAAAAGGCGUUCCAGAAGCAGUCUUUAAACGCUCCAUUGUGAAAUCCGAGGUCAAGGUACUUCUUAAUAGUAUCGAUAAAUGUCAAGCAGACAUGUCUUUCAAAGGUGCACAAAUCUGGGAGGAAAUCGUACAAUUGUUUAUGAGAAGUAAUAUAACUUUCAAAACGGACAGACUUGUUGCAAUCGGAGGAAUGGCAAACGCAGCGUCUCAGACCAUAGGGGGAAAAUACUUAGCAGGAGUAUGGGAAAACCAUCUGCUAUCUGGUAUUCUUUGGAAUGCUGGAUAUAACCCGUCCAAAACUUCCAAAUUUUCUUUAGCUCCCCCAGAAACACAAGAAUUCAUCGCCCCUAGCUGGUCUUGGGCAUCUUUCAAUGCAGAAAUAGACUUUCCUCCUCCAAGGACCCACAGAAGUGAAGGUAUUGAGCAAUUUCUUCAGAUCUUGGAAACACAUGUAGAUCUAGCAAUUGAUAACCCAUUUGGGAAAGUAUGCGGUGGGUAUAUCAAACUCAAGGGAGAGAUCGCGUCCGCUACUUGUUAUCAACCAAAAAUUUCCGGCUCGCAGCUUUCGAGUCAAGAUUUUGAGAUUCUCUUCGGACGAGAUGGUAGAGAAUUGGAAAGUCUUAGCUCAACGCUCGCCUAUUAUGACUUUGAAGAUAUGACGGAAAUUGAUCACAAGGAAGUAUAUCUUCUCCCUGUCUGUAGACUCCCCUCAUGGUAUGAUACUUGGGAGGUUAGGGCUCUCAUACUUUUUCCGACAAACAGAGCCAGAUGGGAGUUCCGAAGGUGUGGUGUGUUUAUCUAUAGCACUGAUGAGGCCCACGAGGAUUUGAUGUCUGAAUGUACAUCUUUUAGCCGCGGCGAGAAAUAUGAAUCGUCCGAAUUCGGACGACAAGAUGAUGGAAAAUUUAUCAUCAAGAUAUUUUGAUAAUUGAUGUUGUGUUAAUAUAUAUAUUCAAAUCCACUCAGCUUAUGAUUCGUCAAGUCACUAUCAGAAUUCGUUUGCCUCAUUCAGCUUCA